CGAAAAAGGGAAGAAAAUCAAAUAGCACAAGAGGUGAAAUUUCACGGCUUUGGAACUCACAUGUCAGAGGACCCUAGUCGACUUUUGACGUUUGGUGUGUGGGAAAACUCAUAAAAUAUAUGGGCAUCAUCUCGUGUUGAAUUGUCAAGUCAAACUGGUGGUGGACGAAAAAUUCCAGCACCGUGACAGACGACUGACAUUAAACUGUGCGUCUCUCAAGGUAGUGGAGAUCGGGAGAAAAAAAAAAAGGGCGGCGAGUGAGAGUUGUAAUAUCGUCACAUUCCUACGUGAUUCGCAACAGCAUGGAGCCGGCGGCAAGUAGUGGUAUGAGCGGGAUUCGUGGCACGCAGCGACCGCGUAGCUUGUGCGACAGUAAAUUAUUGUCCGUGACUCCUCACGGUCUGCAUCACCAUCACUCGGUGCAACAACAAUCUAGCGGAGACCAGCAGCAGCAGCAGCAGCAGCAGCUAGUGGUCAAACGGCCACCUCCUCCGCUCCCGCUGAGCCCGCCCCGUGCUGAGCCGUCAAAGUACCGAGGAUCGUGGCCCAGCAUGAUCUACUACGGAGGCGGCCACGAUCAACUGCAACAAGACGCCGACGCUUUCGUCCGGUUAGAACAGCAGAAAAGAGCGCCGAGCAUGGCGGGACUGAUGAACACGACAGUGCCACAGCGAUUGGUAGUCCGGCCGCCCAGUCUCAGGAACUCGGGACCCCGUCACACGCCCACCCGCAAUUCCUUGCGUCACAGUCGGAUGAUUUGCCUCAGCCAACAACAACAAGGAAAAGUGCCUCGCAAGUACUUGCCUCCAGUAAUACAUCACUAUCGGAUGGGUUCCACUCUGGUGGUGAUACAAGUUCUACUGGGAUCCGUUUUACUCGCAUUGGGUUUUCACCUGCUACAUUGGUCGCCUCAGCUUAACAUCAGAGACAUCCCUCAUUGGAGCGGCAUUCCGGUGAUGUUAUCCGGCAUCUUUGGCCUAUUUCUCUUGUGUUGCUGCCGGAAGCAAUAUCCAGGGAUGCGUGGCGGCUGUUGCGUUUUCGUCGUCAGAGUCCAAUACAUUAUAUGCAACGCGUGUUUAGCCAUGGUGGCGACGGCGGCCUGCGUCUGCGCCUGUGUUUUCGCCAGCGUUCACGUCUCCCAGCUCGUGACGAUGGAAUGUCAAUCGCCAACGGUGAACGCCACUCUUCUCGUGGGAACUGCAGAGUUUCAACUCAAUUCGACCUGCCUCUGCAUAGGUGGUGAACGACAGGACGAAGUUUUCACAUACGAUCCGCUCUCUUGCUCCGAAGUGUUGCAGGUUCUACCCAUUUACCUCACGGCCUCGGCCGUCACCAACGGUCUGGCUGUGUUGGUUUCUAGCUGGUACAUCGUUCUCCUGUGGAGCAAUCGGUUUGCAUACACUUACGCUGGUCUCAAGCUCUCGGAAUUCAAUGCUAAUACGGCCAUGCCAAGUUUAUAUCAGUAAGAAAAUAAUUAGUACAUUUUGUCAUUUGCCCAAAACUUGUCAACUUGUUAUACUCUUGAACUCAAUAAUAAAUGUUUUCCAUGCUAAA
Molecule: messenger RNA, 1554 nt
Organism: Daphnia pulex (common water flea)
Lineage: Eukaryota; Metazoa; Arthropoda; Branchiopoda; Diplostraca; Daphniidae
Exons: 4
Coding region: 303-1466 (387 amino acids)
Cellular component (GO): sarcolemma; dystrophin-associated glycoprotein complex
Source: RefSeq, a predicted model, not a curated record